Messenger RNA from Esox lucius (northern pike), 1287 nucleotides. It is a transcript of the gene pnp4b, whose product is annotated as purine nucleoside phosphorylase 4b. The record is from RefSeq and is a predicted model, not a curated record. Bases 16 to 1020 code for a protein of 334 amino acids. The transcript is spliced from 7 exons. Gene Ontology annotation, cellular component: cytoplasm. Lineage: Eukaryota; Metazoa; Chordata; Actinopteri; Esociformes; Esocidae. Gene Ontology annotation, molecular function: purine-nucleoside phosphorylase activity. Gene Ontology annotation, biological process: nucleoside metabolic process.
GAAAACAGUCCACCCAUGGGAUUGUGUGGCACUAUCACCUUCUUGGUAUCUGUUAACUGGGUGUAUCGUCUGCAGCUUGAUUACCUCUGCACUGACUGCACCUGCCUGACCUGUCUGGGGAUCAUGCACACCAAAGGAAGUACAGAAUGCUGUUGCUCUUUUGAGGACUACAACCAGACGACAGAAUGGCUUCUGAGCCAGACGAGACACAGACCGAAGAUCGCAGUGAUCUGUGGCUCCGGCCUGGGCCUACUGGCUGACAGGGUCACCAACAAACAGACCUUUCCUUAUGCCGACAUUCCCAACUUCCCUGUGAGCACAGUUCCAGGCCACGAGGGCUGUCUGGUGUUUGGGGUUUUGAAAGGCAAAUCCUGUGUCUUCAUGCAAGGCAGAUUCCAUCUCUAUGAGGGCUAUUCACUAUGUAAGGUCACAUUCCCGGUGCGGAUCUUUAAGCUUUUGGGUGUGGAGACCCUCAUUGUGACCAAUGCCUCAGGGGGCCUGUGCCCAGACUUCAAAGUGGGUGACAUCAUGCUAAUUAAGGACCACAUUAACCUGCCGGGCUUUGCCGGCCAGCACCCUCUGUGUGGCCCCAAUGAUGAACGGUUUGGGAUCCGAUUCCCCUGCAUGACAGAUGCCUACAGUAAGGACCUGAGGAAGCUAGCUCUGGAUAUCAGUCAUGAACUGGACUAUACCAACUUUGUACGGGAAGGGGUAUACUGCAUGGUGAGCGGGCCCAACUUCGAGACCGUUGCUGAGGCACGAAUGUUGCAGGUCCUGGGAUGCGACUCUGUGGGCAUGAGUACAGUUCCAGAAGUGACAGUGGCCAAGCACUGUGGCCUGAGGGUCUUUGGUCUUUCCCUUAUUACCAACAAGGUCUCCCUGGACUACAGCCGUGAGGAGAAGGUGAACCAUGAGGAGGUCCUUGAGAUCAGCAAGAUGAGGGCGGAGCAUCUGCAAAUGAUGCUCAACACACUCAUUGCCCGCGCCCACCUACUGGAUGAGGGAAUCAACGUCAACUGAAGGAGGGCAUUUGUGAAAUACAUAAAUAAACUCUUUCACACGCACUGUAUCACAGCACACAUCCACACAUACAUACAUACAUGUCCAUUCAACAUGAAAGGCUUUAGUACAUUUUCUCAAGUAAUUCAAUGUUCUAAAGCUUGCCAAGUCUUGUUUAAAGGCAAGAAGUAGGCAAAUACUAAUUUGACGGUAGGAUCGUGAGCACCAUUUUUAAUAUCCUUGUUUAACUUCAGCUGAAGAGGUGCCAUUAACUAAGGACAUUAAGGG